AUGGAGAAACGUAAGCCGACCGUGCCGUACCCGCUGCGCCCGGUGCCCCUGGCCCGAGUCCCUCCCGGGGAGGCGUUCGGGGUCCCCGACCGCCAGGACCAAGCGCGCAGUUGGGAGCGCAGACGGCCGUGCCCGCCCCUGCCGCUGGAGGGCGCCGCGGAGCCCGCCUUCCUGCGCCUGCGCAACGAGCGCGAGCGGCGGCGCGUGCGCUGCGUGAACGAGGGCUACGCGCGCCUGCGGGACCGCCUGCCCCGCGAGCUGGCCGCCCGGAGGCUCAGCAAGGUGGAGACGCUGCGCGCCGCCAUCGGCUACAUCCGGGACCUCCAGGAGCUGCUGGAGCGCCACGCGCGCGCCCGGGACAGCCCGGCGGGGGCCGCCCCGCAGCGCAGGGCGGAUUGCAACAGCGACGGCGAGUCCAAGGCCUCCUCGGCGCCCUCGCCCUGCAGCGAGCCCGAGGACGGGGCCAGCUAG
This is a messenger RNA of Dipodomys spectabilis (banner-tailed kangaroo rat), 471 nucleotides long. It is a transcript of the gene Ascl4, whose product is annotated as achaete-scute family bHLH transcription factor 4. The coding region runs from base 1 to 471 and encodes 156 amino acids. Gene Ontology annotation, biological process: developmental process; regulation of transcription by RNA polymerase II. The record is from RefSeq and is a predicted model, not a curated record. NCBI's taxonomy places the organism in Eukaryota, Metazoa, Chordata, Mammalia, Rodentia, Heteromyidae. Gene Ontology annotation, molecular function: DNA-binding transcription factor activity, RNA polymerase II-specific; protein dimerization activity; RNA polymerase II transcription regulatory region sequence-specific DNA binding. The transcript has a single exon.